Messenger RNA from Mytilus californianus (California mussel), 1081 nucleotides. Its product is annotated as ataxin-3-like. The transcript has 7 exons. Gene Ontology annotation, biological process: protein deubiquitination. Bases 29 to 1042 code for a protein of 337 amino acids. Gene Ontology annotation, molecular function: cysteine-type deubiquitinase activity. The record is from RefSeq and is a predicted model, not a curated record. Lineage: Eukaryota; Metazoa; Mollusca; Bivalvia; Mytilida; Mytilidae. Gene Ontology annotation, cellular component: nucleus.
UCCCCUAUUAAGAUUCACCAACACUGAAAUGGAUACAAUUUUCCACGAACAGCAAGAGGGUUCCUUGUGUGCACAACACUGUCUAAAUGCCCUAUUACAAGGACAGUACUUCAGUCCAGUAGAUUUAGCAGAUAUUGCUCAGCAGUUAGAUGAAUCAGAAAGAGAACAAAUGGCAGUAGGUGGCAUAGAAACCGAAGAAUAUAGAAGAUUUAUGGAGCAACCAUCCAGUAAUUUUGAUGACAGUGGUUUUUUUUCUAUACAAGUAAUAGAAAAAGGACUGUCAGUAUGGGGUUUACAUUUGUUACCAUAUAAUUCACAAGAUCCUGUUGCAGCAACAGCUAGGAGUAACCCUGUGGAAAUGAAUGCUUACAUAUGCAAUUUUCGAGAACACUGGUUAGCUAUAAGAAAACUUGGUUAUCAAUGGUUUAAUUUAAACUCGCUUCUUACAGGCCCAGAACUUAUAUCAGAUACUUAUUUAUCAUUAUUCUUAACACAAUUACAACAAGAAGGUUAUUCAAUAUUCAUUAUAACUGGAAAUCUACCUGAAUGUGAAGCUGAUUCAUUAUUAAAAGUUAUUCCAGCAAAUCAACCAAUAAAACCAAAACUUAUUAAUGAGAAAAACAUUAAAAAGAAAGUUACAGAUUCUGAUGUUAAACAAGCCCUUGAGGCUAGCAAGAAUGAUAUUGAUGCAGAUGAUAAAAUUUUACAGGAAACUCUGAAAAAAAGCAUGGAAGGAUACUUUUAUGAUGAAACAUUGCCAAGUAGUAGUUCAAAUAGUACUGAGGUUAAAGAAACAGAAGAUAAACCCAUAGUAACUCCAUCUCACGAAGAAAUAAGAUCAAAGAGACUUGCUUUUUUAUCAAAGCUUGAAAGCUCAUCUUCAGAUAAAUCUGAAGCCAAUCAGACAGACGGUGAAAAAUGUAAUGGGUGUGAUGUACUUCUAAAGGAACAAAAAGUAAAUGGUCCAGAAACUAGUGAUGAGGGAAAUGACGAGGAUAUGUUGAAACAAGCUAUAGCAAUGUCUAUGGAAGGACUUGGAUGACACAAACAGAUGUGUCAAGCAGAAAAAGAAAUACUGUGA